Messenger RNA from Pelmatolapia mariae (spotted tilapia), 1841 nucleotides. RefSeq lists its product as uncharacterized. The transcript is spliced from 6 exons. Gene Ontology annotation, biological process: signal transduction; protein phosphorylation. NCBI's taxonomy places the organism in Eukaryota, Metazoa, Chordata, Actinopteri, Cichliformes, Cichlidae. The record is from RefSeq and is a predicted model, not a curated record. Bases 1197 to 1841 code for a protein of 214 amino acids. Gene Ontology annotation, molecular function: ATP binding; protein kinase activity.
GCAGUAGUCUGAUUGUAGUAGAAUUCUAUAAACCACAUGUUUCACAUCACUGCCCUAUUUAUAUUGCAGAUGACACUCCUUCAACAAGUGGCAAUGAAUUUCUCAGUAAGAAAACCCCAAUUAUUUUGCUUUAAGAUCAGUUGUAAUAUAGAACUUUCUGCGGAUCAGUUUGAUUAACUUUCAACUUCAUCCAUUACAGGUGCAGCAGAGGCCUUUGGUAAAGCCAAGAAACUACUACAGCCUCAAGUAAAGAAAAGGCAAUUUCCAUUGAAUGAUAAACGUUUGGACCAUGGCAAAUCAUUAUUGAAGGUCAGAAUGGCUCCCAUGGAGUGGAAACCAAGAACUCUUAGAAAGUGUGGACGGUACCAGAAGUUAAUAAUGGACGAAGCUCCACCUCGAAUCAUCCUGCAAGGCCAUGAAACCUAUGAUGAUUUAAUUACCAUAGCCAAAGAACGCUUCUGGCCAGAGCGUACUGAGGGGAGUGAGUUCACUCUUUGCCAUUCUGACAGGACCAGGUGGAGUAAGGAGGAUUUCCACAAAGAAUACAGAACUGUUUCUGAUAUUACACAUCUGUGGAAAAGAACACUAUACAUCGGGCGAAGACAACUGGGUAAUAAAGUGAUCAAUAUUGCUAUUAACUACUGUCUAGCACUCGAUUUUGUAUGGUAUGAAAUAAUUUUACUUUUUGUACAGAGGUCGUGUGUUUGGAUGAUCAAAGUUCCAUCUCAGGUGUGUGCCUGCCCAAACCAAAUUGAAUAUUUUUGAUGUUAUGAUUGAACAUGGUACACGUACUAUGGUGGGCAUUCAGACAUAUUGCAAUUAAUGUGUUAUUUUACAGAUGAAGACCCUGUAACUAAAGUGGGUGGUGAUGAAAGUUGCAGUUUAGGUGAAUGCCUGGACAUCUAACUAAAUCAUUAAAAUUGACUUCUUAUUUUGUUUGCAUUACAUCUCCAAUCUUUACACACUUGUUUACUAUGCUUGGUCAUUGCACAGUUGUAAUAUGCAUCUUAUUCUGCAGAUGAACUUCCUGAAACCCUCAUAGGACAAAAUGUUGCAGAACAGUGUAUCUUCCACGUGUUCCAUAUGUGGAAGAGGCUUUAAUUACAUACAGCGAGGACAAUCUACUGGGAGAAGGGACAUUUGGCAAGGUAUAUAGAGGUUCUUUUCAUGGUACUCCAGCAGCUGUUAAAAGGAUCAUGUGUGGCCAACAAGGGAUGGAGGACAGCGACAUUCAUCAUGAGAUAAAUGUUUCACUGAGACUGUCUCACCCCAACAUCGUCAGACUCAUGGCAGUUGCCCGCACUGAGUCCUGCUUUUUGUUGGCAGCUGAAUACAUUCAUGGCGCAACCCUGCAGCAAGUGCUUCACACAGACAGCUGCUUGGUGAAGCUUGAAGGGGAUGAUGCCGGUUUCAUAUCACUGGACUUAUCCAUGGCAGUAGAGUACAUCCAUGCACAGAGAAUCAUUCACCAGGAUAUAAAGCCAGCAAAUGUCAUGGUUCACCACCCUUCUAAGAAGGCAGUCCUGACAGACUGGGGCAUGGCAAACAUAAGAGACACUGUGAUGCUUCGUCAAGGGAGUAAGUUCACUGCCCAGGCUAUUGGUCCAGCUGGUGGCACACAUCUUUACAUGGCUCCUGAAUGCAUACUGAUGUUUGAAGAGGCCUCGUUCCAGACAGACAUGUGGUCCCUCGGAGCCACGUAUCUAGAGAUCCUGACGGGGUCCGCUCCGUGGAUUGUUAAAAAACAAAGAGAACUGGCUGCACCAAAACCCCACCACAUGCCCUAUCACAUCUCAGUGACAAACACAGUUGGCUACAGCCGAUAUGGCUACAAGUGGUAA